AUGGCCCCUAUGGCCCCAGUCGCUCCUGUGGCGGCCGCUGGCCAGGUGGUCUCGGACGGCGUAGAGAUCCCCUUCGAUGCUCCCGCCGCCAGCGGGUAUCCUAGCCCAGGUGGUCUCGGCCUUCAUUGCUUUUUCCCCGGGAUGCUCCUGCCGCCACCAAACAUUCUCGCCCAGGUGGUCUCGGCUGGUAUUGCCUUGACCACAGACGCUCCUGUCGCCGUCCUUGGCAUCACAGCCGGCUACCUCCGAGAUGAGGCGGACACACUACGUGGUCUAGCUCUUAAGUCAGAUGAGCAAGAGCAAGAGGAAGAGCAAGAGCAGGCGGAUGUGCCGAGGCGACUCCGGAAUCGACAUAACCAAUGA
Daldinia vernicosa is the source of this 363-nucleotide messenger RNA. RefSeq lists its product as uncharacterized. The transcript is spliced from 2 exons. The coding region runs from base 1 to 363 and encodes 120 amino acids. Lineage: Eukaryota; Fungi; Ascomycota; Sordariomycetes; Xylariales; Hypoxylaceae. The record is from RefSeq and is a predicted model, not a curated record.